Molecule: messenger RNA, 4014 nt
Organism: Zerene cesonia (dogface butterfly)
Lineage: Eukaryota; Metazoa; Arthropoda; Insecta; Lepidoptera; Pieridae
Exons: 7
Coding region: 263-994 (243 amino acids)
Source: RefSeq, a predicted model, not a curated record
AAGUUACAAAAGACUUGGUGGUGAUCGCUAUUGCUUAUAUUAGAAUUAAUUUUUAAUUUACCAUUGCGAGCUUCAUAAAUUCAAACAGUUAUUAAAUUUUAUAAUAUUUAGUGGUUCUAUCAGACUAUUCUAUCGACGUAACAGGCACAACCUGCAUAGGAAUAGACGGAAUUUAUCAAAAUAGUUGUACACCCUAUGCGCAUUACAUGUUACUUUAUCAGAAUUAAGCCAAAAUUUAAAAUAUUAGGACUAAUCUUACAAAAUGCAAAGCAGUAACGACUCUUUAUCUGUGUUAGGCCCUACAAUGAGUGGGUCCCCUGCAGUUUUAUUAACACCUGGAAGGACGAGAAACAUCGCUCAAGACAUGGAAGCACUCAGGUUAUCGCGUCAAGACAAUCCUUAUUUACAGCAGGUAAUGGCGAGUAGGGAGAGUUUAAUUGAAAGCCACCGGGAAGAAUGUGAGUCAGAUGAUACUAUUCUAAUGUCACAGGAAUUUGGUAGUGCAGCCCUAGAUUUUGUUGAAGAUGAUCCAUUAACCUUAAAAGAGGUCCACGAGCAUAUGAUACGGUCACCACCACCCACUAGCUGUUGGCCUCAAGAUUCGCUAUCUUACCGCGCGUCCAGCGCGUUCGACUUUGGACCGGAGAGCCCCGUCUCAUAUAGCGCUUAUUCCGUCAACUCACAGGAGAAGGAGCUAUUAGGUAGUAGGUCGCCGCGGCGCGGCACACGCUGCGACGACACUCGGCCACAGAGCGGCAACAGUCGCGCGAGGUCCUCGCGCUCGGUGUCGCCGAGGGCGCACGACCUCGCGUUGUGCGGCCGACCGCUUUCUUUACCCGGUGAGAGCCACCUCCGCGCGGCGUUAAAUAAAAAGCAAAACAACCAACAGUCUGACAAAUUCUCCAUACUUCAACAUCCCAGGCCGUUACGAAGACCGCACGCGAGCCGGCGCGGCGAAGAUAGUGUACAACUAGUUCUGGAUUGCGAUAAGUAAGGCGGAUAAAAAAAAAUUGAAAUUUCAAAAGUUUGGAUAUCGUUAAAAGUCGUGUGGUGUGUACGCGGCAUUGUAUAAAAUUCGGAAAUGUCGAUGAAUGUCAAAUAUGUACUGACAGAUGCAAAAAGAAUUCAUUUUGAAUUAUUUGCACGGGGACAAUGGCGGUUGUUUAGGAAAAGUUAUUUACAAAUAUUCCCGGUAAGAAUGCGAGGUUUUUGUGAAAUGGUAACAUUUUUUGCGAACGAAUGCUAUUAAUUAAUUAUAAAAUAAUUAACUUUUCAUUGCACUUGCAUAUUUUCAUUGCUUUAUGUACCUAGCAAAAUAAAACGUGAUUAAAUUGGGAAGAUUUGUUAGGCUAUAAGACGCGUAAUUAUUUUAAAGAAUUGUUUUUUAUAAGUUCCUCUUUUUUCUUAUUAUAACGAUAGCUGUUUUAGGCUUAUUCUUGCUGGACAAGAAGAUUGCAGGUUAGCUUCUUAGGUUUUAAGAUUUGGUCUAAGCUCUAAGAUGUAAAAAUUUCACGAUGUGUACAAUAGUAGGUUUAAAAAAACAAAUAUACAAUGGUUAUUUUCUAAUUAAAUUUCCGACUUUAGCUUUCUUUAUCGCUCUUUGUUUUUUCCGGGAUAUGAUAAUAGUACGGAUGUAAGUUCAUAUAUUUUUACUCAGUUUUUAAAUGCCGGAAAUGUUUAUAAUUUUAUACAACUGGGACAUUUUCUAAAUCAUUUAUAUUUGAAAAGCCGAUGAUUUUAAAUUCGUGUUCUUUAAGACAGUAUUAAAUGUAUUAACGUGAAAACAAAAUAAAAAAAAAAAACAUAUUUUAAAUGUUGAUAUUGAAAUUUUCGGAAGUUAAGACAUGAGUAGUAUUUUAGAUUAGACAAAAAACUGUUUGAAGUGAUAACUUUUUAUGGGAGGGUAAAUAGCUUCGUUACGUAACGCGUUACGGCGCCAGUCUGUAUGGCUUUCCUUCCUCACGUACACGGCAGCGGUGGGCGGGCUCCGACAUCCUCCCUCACUCCCUCAGCGCUAGCCGUACUUAGUUAUCACUUCCGCCGAGCGUGUCGAGACUCGUUUUUAUCAGCUUAUUUGACCAAUAAAUAAACUACCAUUAAGUAGUAAAAAUUAGAAAUACAUUUUUCUUUUAUUAUUAAGAAAGGAUAAAAAACGAAUAUUUCGUUAGAUUUUCUUUCAAGUUAAAAACAACUAGUAUUAAUUAUAUAUGUACUGUACUCAUAAUAUUGUCCAGUAGUGAUAAAUUUUUAAGAAAAAACAUUAAUGUUACCAUAAUGUGUAGUUAAAAGUCCUGCAUACUUCCUAAAAUGCUCAUAACGCUAAAUAACUAAAUUGUUCUAGUGUUAGUCAAAUUGUAGACUCAAUUUAGCAAUGUGUGAUACGUGGUAUGAUAUGUUUAUGAUAUUUUUACUUCUGGGCUGACUGUCGUUAUAUCAUGAGCUGUCAAUUUUCCCGCCAAGAAAACACGAUCCUAUGAGAAAGAAUGAAGGAAUGUCGAUGGUUCUUUUUUGGACAUGCCAGUUUCCUCGCUGAGAUUAUUGUCACCAAUUGGUUCUGUUGUGAUGGGGAUAGUGUGCUGAGAAAUUGGAGUAUUUAUCAGCACACUAUAUAUUUAUAUUUGAUUAGAUUAGAUAAUUAUAUGAAUGAUGCGAUUAAAACUGGUCUAUGUCCUUUUCCAUCCGUAAAACAUAAUAAACAUAAUGAUGGUGGUCAUCACCAUCAUCAGCGCCUAUUUUUUCCAACUGCUGGGACACAGGUCUCCUUUGAACGGUCAGGGCAUAAACCACCAGGUUGGCCCGGUGGCAGAUGUCACACGUCGAACUUUUGAUUCUUCGAUAUACCUCUUGAUAAUGCAUAAUGCAUGCAAUAUGGAAUUAUCUUUUCGAAAACGAAAUGCUGAGUGUUCCAGCGACGUUUUGAAUGUCAGUUAGUUACUUAUAAAGUUUAGAACUAAUGAAUAAGAUGAAAACCACGUGGCUUAGAAACGCACAUGAUUAGAAUUAAAUAGUUUGAGGUGAUGGAAAAUCCUUGAUAAAAUGAACACUUUCGAAUAUUAAUUACGUUUUUAAUUAAGGAUUUAAAACGCGGUUCAUACAAUAAAAUUGUUCUUUUUAGCAAUCAAAACAAAUAAAUUUAAAUGUGUUUUAUUGCUGGUUUAUUGUUUUUAAAUAACAUCAAAUAUUUUUAUAUUAAUCGAGUACCAUAAACAUGUAUCUCUAUUUAUGAUGCUUAAAGUUAGAUAACUUGAAAUGUAUAAUUGAUAUUUAUUUUACCCCUUUACAUUCUUUUAAACAAAAAAAAAAAGAUUUAAAUUCCUCCUUGAGGUUAUAUUUUUAUUGACGUUAUAACUGUUAACACUUCCCUGUUCAUUUAUAUUCGUGAAUUGGUGUUUAUUAUAAGAAUUUAAUUUCGAUGUUGUGUCCUAAUAUUUAUAUAAGUGGCGUUAAAAACCCAUAUUUGUUGUUGUGAUGUAAUGUUACCUUAAUCGAAUUUGAUAAUUAAUAUUUUUCUGUCGUUUUUUUAUUAGUACUGCAAUUUGUGUAUAUAGCAUGAUUUUUUAUUGAUAUUUGUGUGAAAGUCGUUUAUAAACAUCAAAGUUAAUAAUAAUACUCAACAAUAUGUAGUGUUUUAGAAAUAAGUAGAUUUAAGACACGGUUAUUUAGUACAUAAUGAUCACAGAUUAAAAAUACACGCGUAGUUUAUAAUGUUGCCAGUGGUAAGAUUAUUGGUGCCAUCAUUGCAGUAGGUAGAUUUUAAAUUUCGCUUUUUAAUUAUGAUUUUAUAAUUUUUGUUAUUGUUAAUUUGGUGCAAUAUUGUUUAUAAUGCAUAUUAAAUUGUUCAGGUCAGUCGCUGGUCGAUGUCCAUUAUUACCUAAGAAUAAUUAAAAAAGUUAAAGUAUAACGCUUUGUUUUAUUGAAACCUUUUGAGUGUAGAUUCAAUGAAAACAGUAAUAUAGGAAACAACAGUUGCAAUGGUGCUUUCCUCAGAUAAUGGGUAAAAGAUGACAACUUAUA